This is a messenger RNA of Cyanistes caeruleus (blue tit), 474 nucleotides long. NCBI's taxonomy places the organism in Eukaryota, Metazoa, Chordata, Aves, Passeriformes, Paridae. The record is from RefSeq and is a predicted model, not a curated record.
GGGUCCGGUGGCCCCUCACCACCCGCCCUGUCCCCGUAGGCCUGCCUGAUGCACGAGGCCAAGAACUUCAGCACCUACUUCCCCGUCAUCUUCUGCCUGGAGUCGGGCAGCUCCGUCACCAAGAACCUGGAGGCUUGCCUGCAGAUCUACGCCCCAGAGCUGGACAGUGGCCGCGUGGCCGCCUGCGUGCAGGGGGACACGGGGGUGGCCCUGAUGCACCACAACGCCCAAGUGACCGAGGCGCUGGACCCCCCGCACCAGUACGUGCCCUGGAUCACCGUCAAUGGGAAGCACACGGACGAGCUGCAGGCACAGGCAGAGGCUUCGCUGCUGGGGCUGGUUUGCCACCUCUACCAGGGGGAGAAGCCUGAAGCCUGUGGGGGCUCCAAGGCCCCGAAGUUCCCGUCUGGCUGCAGGCGCUGAGGGAAGUUCUGGGAGCACCAGGAGAGAGGCAAAUAAAAAGGAUAUUUUUGU